This is a messenger RNA of Rotaria socialis, 1170 nucleotides long. The record is from the annotation of a GenBank genome assembly. Lineage: Eukaryota; Metazoa; Rotifera; Eurotatoria; Philodinida; Philodinidae.
AUGGUUUGUGUAAGGAAUCAUUACUCAUGUUUUAUCUUACUGGUCAUCAAUAUAUUGUUGGUUAGAGGACAAAGUGUACUGACGACAUUAAAGAAGGAUAUCAAAGAUGGACGUGUACCAAUGCGUGGGGUUAAUAUUGGUGGAUGGCUGGUUGCUGAACGUUGGAUGACAUCUGCUUCACCUGCUUGGAAUGGAGUUCCGGAUACUAUUGCAAAUCUAGGAGAAUACAAAACAAUGCAAUAUAUAGGUCAUGCUAAGGGUGAUAUGCAAUUCAAGCAGCAUCGUGAUACAUACAUAACUGAACAAGAUUUUCGUGAUAUUUCUGCAGCUAAAAUGAAUACAGUCCGUAUUCCUGUUGGCUAUUGGAUAACUGGCUUUGAUAAUCAUCCAGGUGGUGAUCCAAAUGGAUGGAAAGUUUAUGCACCCGGUGCAAUUAACUAUUUAGAUCGAGCUAUUCGGGAAUGGGCUCCAAAGUACAAUUUACUUGUAUUGAUUUCUCUUCAUGCAGCUAAAGGUAGUCAAAAUGGAAAUGAUCAUAGUUCACCUGCUGAUCCAGGCAAAUCACAUUGGUCCUCGUAUCCAGAAAAUGUGCAAAAUACAUUAGAUGCUGUCGAAUGGUUAGCAAAACGAUAUUCUACUAAUGAUGUCGCAUUUCUAGGUAUUGGUUUACUCAAUGAACCAUCAGGAACGACGAAUGAAGGAGUUUUAAAACAGUACUAUUAUGAUGCCUAUGGUCGUAUUCGUCUUUUUUCAGAUUGUUUAUUGACUGUAUCACCAUUAUUAUAUCAGCAAGGACCUUACUCCAGUGAUUGGGCUAGUUUUAUGCCACCACCUCAAUUUCAUGGGGUCCGUCACGAAUGGCAUCGUUAUCAAAUUUGGGGAUACGAAGGUUGGAGUACAGAUCGUUUGAUAAGCUAUGCUCAAAAUGAACUUAGAAACGAUAUAUCAGAAUGGAAAGGUAAUUGGCUAUUUAUUGGCGAGUGGUCCAUUGCAUCAUCAGCUAGCUUUAAUGAUUAUGAUUUGCGUCUCUAUGCUCAAGCACAAAUUAAUGCAUUUAAGGGAGCGACCGGUGGUUGGACAUAUUGGACAUGGAAAUUUUAUAACGAUGAUGGUUCAAUGAAUGCUUGGAGUAUGAAAGCUAUGGUCAAUCGUGGCUUUAUACAACUUUGA